AUGAAAAGAUGUAUCAGAGUAGCGCUAGCUGUUCUCUGCGUUAUCACUUCAUGUAACGCCGGAAGACAAUGUAACUGUCAUCCAGAAGAAAUUCUAGAAACCAUAUCGGAAGUUUUGGAUUAUCGAGACGCAUGGCCUUUUCUCACAAGUCCAGACACUCUGUAUUUGAUGCGUCUCCCAUUGAAUUAUUUUAUUGGCGCCAUCCAGUGCGUCAUCAGCACACUGGACAAUAAAAACCCACCGGCGUUUCCAACGGUUCAUCGAUGGAUAGAGUAUAUUGAUCCAAUUCAAGGCGAGAUAUGGAAAAAAAAAUGGGUGACGCUGACAAUGCAAAACAAAACCGCUUCAAAAUUAUCCUCAUCAUUCACAACCACUGACUUCCCGAGCUUUGGUUCCGAGUUCCCCGUGGUGUUUGCCGACUCGAAGUGCCUGAUAUAUCGAAUUUUAAGCCACAAUUUCGGUGGGCGAACAGGUUGUGCUUGGUGGGUGAAAGAAAGCGCCAAAGACAACCCUCUGUGGCAUUGUAGAUUGAUUUUCGAUUUUUUCUGUAAAAUAAGUUACAAAGAAAUUUACAACAAAAAGGCAUGUGAUCAUUUAACGAAGCAAGGAAAACUCAGUAACAGACUUUUGGGAAAACUUUAG
Ixodes scapularis (black-legged tick) is the source of this 642-nucleotide messenger RNA. RefSeq lists its product as uncharacterized. The transcript has 5 exons. Gene Ontology annotation, biological process: symbiont-mediated perturbation of host defenses. Gene Ontology annotation, molecular function: amine binding. The coding region runs from base 1 to 642 and encodes 213 amino acids. The record is from RefSeq and is a predicted model, not a curated record. Lineage: Eukaryota; Metazoa; Arthropoda; Arachnida; Ixodida; Ixodidae.